Molecule: messenger RNA, 2083 nt
Organism: Dalotia coriaria
Lineage: Eukaryota; Metazoa; Arthropoda; Insecta; Coleoptera; Staphylinidae
Gene: Vps4
Product: vacuolar protein sorting 4
Exons: 6
Coding region: 430-1746 (438 amino acids)
Biological process (GO): endosomal transport; vacuole organization
Molecular function (GO): ATP binding; ATP hydrolysis activity
Source: RefSeq, a predicted model, not a curated record
CUCAAAAGUAGAUAAGGAUAAGUGAUUGUAAACAGGAUUUCCCAUUUCUACAAUUAUUUUAUCAAUUUUUGAGGCUUUUGGAAAAUCCUUGAACAAAAUCUGCAGUUCAGGCAAGCAUGUCAUAUUUGACAGGAAACAGUUGACAUUGAAACUGAUGAUCUGAUGAUGUUCUGUUCCUGCCGUUCUUACUCAUAUGCAGUUUAUAAUAAUUUCGAGUAAUCUUUGCGUCAUUACUAAUACGGGUGAAGAGCCUUCGGAAUAAGUGCGAGUGUAAUUUUUGUGAAACGGAGUUGUAUAGUUUAAACCACUACACCUCAUUUCCGGAAGUGUGGUUACAGUAUUCCAGUACUUCACAGACCUACAUUGUUAGCAUUCUAUAUUUGUGGAUAAUAAACAAUUGGUUAACUGUAGUAUAGAAUAACCAAAAACAUGGCACAAGGUACUACUCUACAAAAAGCCAUUGAGCUGGUAACCAAGGCUACUGAAGAAGAUAGAAACAAGAAUUAUGAGGAAGCUCUAAAGUUGUAUGAACAUAGUGUUGAGUACUUUUUACAUGCAAUCAAAUAUGAAGCACAAGGUGAAAAGGCAAAAGAAAGUAUUAGAGCAAAGUGUUGUCAAUACUUGGAGAGAGCAGAGAAAAUAAAGGAAUCCCUUAAAAAGGGCAAGAAGAAGCCAGUUAAAGAUGGAGAACAAGAUUCAAAGGAUGAUAAAAAGAGUGACAGUGACAGUGAUAGUGAUGACCCUGAGAAGAAAAAAAUGAAGGCUAAACUAGAGGGUGCAAUUGUAAUAGAAAAGCCCAAGGUGAAAUGGUCUGAUGUAGCAGGUUUAGAUGCAGCAAAGGAAGCUUUAAAAGAAGCCGUCAUUCUGCCAAUUAAGUUCCCACACUUAUUCACAGGAAAACGAAUUCCAUGGAAGGGAAUUCUCCUGUUUGGACCCCCCGGAACAGGCAAAUCUUACUUGGCAAAAGCAGUUGCCACUGAAGCAAACAAUUCAACUUUCUUCUCAGUUUCGUCAUCUGAUCUUGUCUCGAAAUGGUUGGGCGAGUCUGAGAAACUCGUACGUAAUUUAUUUGAGCUCGCACGCGCACAUAAGCCUAGCAUCAUCUUUAUCGAUGAAGUCGAUUCGCUUUGCUCUUCGCGUUCGGAGAACGAAUCCGAAUCGGCAAGACGCAUCAAGACAGAGUUUCUUGUUCAAAUGCAAGGCGUCGGCAAUGAUACUGAGGGCAUUCUAGUUUUGGGUGCCACUAAUAUUCCCUGGGUGUUAGAUGCAGCUAUUCGUCGACGUUUCGAGAAACGUAUUUAUAUUCCGCUACCGGAAGAACACGCCCGACUUGUUAUGUUUAAGCUGCAUUUAGGAAACACUUCUACUGAGUUAAGUGAGGAUGAUUUGAAAGAAUUGGCGAAGAAUACUGAUGGAUAUUCUGGUGCUGAUAUUGGUAUAGUUGUAAGAGAUGCCUUAAUGCAACCUGUACGCAAAGUGCAAACUGCAACCCAUUUCAAGCGUGUUCGAGGACCGAGUCCAGGAAAUCCGGACGUGAUAGUUGAUGAUUUGCUAACGCCCUGCUCGCCUGGCGAACCAGGCGCUAUCGAAAUGACCUGGAUGGAUGUAGCAGGCGAUAAACUUUUAGAACCACCAGUUACUAAGAGGGACGUCCUUAGAUCCUUGUCUACAUCUAAACCGACCGUAAACGAAGAGGAUCUUGAUAAAUUGCGAAAGUUUACCGAAGAUUUCGGCCAGGAGGGUUAAUUUUAAGAAAAUGCCUAUCGUGUUUUAUUGUUAUUAUGUAUUGCGAAACGAAAAAACAGUUUACACCAAUCUGAUGCCUACGAAAUGGGUUUCGAGAUUAAAUAUUUUAUGAGUGCGAGUGGAGUAAAGAGUUACGAAAGAUGCGAAAUACAAAUAUAUUUUUUCUGUAUUAAUGACACUAAAGAUGCAUGCAUAGUUUAUUUUUAGAUAUUCGCUAACUUAGCCUACUUUAAGAAUUAUUAUUAUCAUUUGUAAAUGUGUACGCAUCAAAUGGUCCGAAUCUGCACUCUGCAUACUUUGCUUUUUUAAUUAAUAUAUUAUUGAAAACAUACAAUAA